This is a messenger RNA of Nematocida minor, 423 nucleotides long. RefSeq lists its product as uncharacterized. The coding region runs from base 1 to 423 and encodes 140 amino acids. The transcript has a single exon. NCBI's taxonomy places the organism in Eukaryota, Fungi, Microsporidia. The record is from RefSeq and is a predicted model, not a curated record.
AUGCUCAGAGAAUCGUACAGAAACUUCAACAUGUGUCUCUUCACUCUCGCAGGCACCCCGCUUCCUCUGGACGACGACGAGGCGCUGCUCUACACUGCGGAAAAAGUCAACUUCUACAUCACCGUGGGAGAGGGAGGGUUCUUUAACACGUACAGACAUAGCUCACCCAGCGGGACAAUAUUUGUCACCAACUGCAGACUUAUCUACAUACCAGCCAAGCCCACGUUCAGUUUCUGUUCUUUCUUCAUCAAGACAACAGCUGUCCUCGAUGUUGCGCAAAAGGGAAGAAAAACAGUGCUACUAAAGGCCUCCCUCAAUGGGAACAUAUCGGCAGUAAUAAAACUCAAAAUGGGACACAAUCUGCCAGACACGUUCAUUAAGCAGCUGAGCGCAUCGCAAGAGUACCUGAGAGUCAGAGAAUAG